Messenger RNA from Nakaseomyces glabratus, 1089 nucleotides. It is a transcript of the gene DUG3, whose product is annotated as glutamine amidotransferase subunit DUG3. The record is from RefSeq and is a predicted model, not a curated record. Gene Ontology annotation, molecular function: omega peptidase activity. Gene Ontology annotation, biological process: glutathione catabolic process. Gene Ontology annotation, cellular component: cytoplasm; glutathione hydrolase complex. Lineage: Eukaryota; Fungi; Ascomycota; Saccharomycetes; Saccharomycetales; Saccharomycetaceae.
AUGUGUAGGUUCCUGAUAUUUAAGGGCAAAGAGCCGAUCAGACUUUCACAUCUAUUGACGAGGCCAGCGCAUUCUAUUAUAAACCAGUCAUUUGACAGCCGGCUACGGUUAGAUAGGAGGAGACCGAUCAACGGUGAUGGGUUUGGUGUAGCUUAUUACCCACUAGACAAGGAGUUGGAAGAGGACGGCCCAUGCUUGUUCAAAGCAAUUACACCUGCAUGGAACAACCAAAACCUGGAGACAUUAGCUGAGAAGACGAAGUCUAGUCUUGUAUUUGCGCAUGUGAGGGCGUCUACGUAUGGUGUACUUUCGGAGACGAACUGUCAUCCAUUCACGUACCAUAGUUUAUGUUUUAUGCACAACGGAGGGAUUUCGAAUUUCAAGAGGAUCAAGAGAGUUUUGCUAAAUCACAUAGACGACGAGUAUUUGAACUUCUUACAAGGUGGUACGGAUUCUGAAUGUGCAUUUGCACUGUUUCUGGACACAUUGCACAAGCUCGGCCACGAUCCUCGCAAACGGGACGGGGAUUUUGGGCAUGAGGCCCUGCGGAGUGCUUUGCUGAAGACUAUAGAGUAUAUCAAGGACUGGACCCUAGCCCUUCGAAAGGAUAGCCGUCUUGAUGGCGAGCUGGACAGUGAGCCCUCUUUGUUGAACUUUGCGGUGACGGAUGGGUCUACUGUUGUGGUGUCGCGAUACAUCACGUCUCGGACAGACGAGGCGGCCUCGCUGCAUUUCAGCAGUGGUUCGCGGUUCAUAGAGACCAGCCCUGGCGAGUACCGCAUGGAGCGUCUGGACCGGAACCAGGACGUGAUCAUGGUCGCCUCUGAGCCGCUCACCUUCGAGCGCGGGGACUGGACUGCGGUGCCCACGAACAGCGUGCUGACGAUACGCAAGCAGACGAUACUGCUGCACCCGAUAGUUGACGAGUACUACCAGGAGGACCCGCUGUACCUGCGCAGCUCGAAGCUGGCCGAGAGCAAGGGCCUCAUGGGCGCCGUGCCGCUCGCCAAAGCGGUGGAGAAGAACGUCCCACCGCUGGAGCGGGAGGGCCGCUCGCGGCCCAUCUCCGCGACAGCCCACCUGGUGUGA